Molecule: messenger RNA, 1446 nt
Organism: Anthostomella pinea
Lineage: Eukaryota; Fungi; Ascomycota; Sordariomycetes; Xylariales; Xylariaceae
Source: the annotation of a GenBank genome assembly
AUGCGGGAAGACGUGUGCGAUACUCUCCACGAUAUUCCCGACGCGCUAGAAGAGAUUUCCCAGUUCCGGUCCAUCAAUAGGUGGUCGGCGGACCUUCUGCGGUGUGGAAACAAGAUAUACACUGCAUUGUUCACGGUAUUCGAAGAGAUCAUCAAGCAGCUUCUACAGAACCUACUCAAGAAAUACACGAAGGCAGUCUGGAAGAGGGAAGACUAUGGGAAGAAUCUGAGGAGUGAGGUACAGGACCUUCAGAAAUGCAUCGAGGCCUUCCGAUGGGCUGCCGCAUAUUGCGACUCAAAGAAGAUAGAGUUUACAGCUCAGUCUGUUGUCCAAGUGCAAGCCCAACUUAAGGAGUACACCAAAGCAACGAGGCAAAGCAUGUCAGACUUAGAGCAUCUGCAUUCGGCCGUGGCGGGCACUCGUUCUGAUAACAUGUCCAUGCCAUCGGUAUCCUAUCUCAUGGAGCUAGAGAACAGAUUGGCCUCCACGAUUCAAGGGACAAUGACAGUUCAAUACCAGUAUCUUGCCAACAUGGUAAACCAGAACAUCUUGCAGUUCUUGGAAAGUUCUUCACUCUACGAUAGAGGUACGGGGACUGUGGACCCACAUGCAGUCCAGCGAAAGCUUCAUGAAGAGCGAGACCCACCGACUUACCAGACUCCUGCGAGGUCUACAGGGCUCUCCCUGGACCAUUAUGAACAGCAUCGGCUCAGUCAACGGCAAGGCAGAUAUCCCUCUGACCAAGAAAUCCUGGACACGUGGCAGAUGGAGCUGAACGGCUCCAGUCAAGCUAGGAACCAGGAUGCCGCGACCAGUGCUAGGUGGCUGGCACGCGCAGAUCUCAAACAACAGGACGAAACGCCGAGAGACGCCGAGGAGACCAUCUCGUGUGCACUGUCUUUGUUGACACAAAGUCUGUCUGGUUACACGAGUUUCCCGGUUAUUGCAUACUUCUGCACCAGUCUUACGAUUCGUGGAAGAAAUCAGCCUGGCGCAGCCAAUUCGAUGGUGAACAGUCUCACCGGACAGCUUCUCACUUUCCUGCAGAAGCAGGGCACUCAAUUGGAUGUCACCGCCUUCCGGAACUCCAGGUUCAGUGCGGCACACGCCGAUCUCCUUUCAGCAAUGGAGCUCUUCCAGGGCAUACUCAAACAACUACCCAGCGGCUUUACGUUAUUCAUCAUAAUCGACAGCUUGUCCAGUCUAGAGUAUGCUGGUGGACAGGAUGCUGCUAUCGCUCUGGAAGAGAUCCUGGAGAUGACCACACGCACCGGAGUAAUCAUCAAGAUCCUCCUGUGCCAGCCACUGAGGUUUCGGAUUUCGAACCAGCACAAGGGUAGAUGCGAUGAGCUGCACCUUCCGGAUUAUGUGGAUGGGGACAGGAACGGAUUCAAUGUUGGUUUCACACACAUGGAGACUGCGAAGCUGAUGCGAGCGGAUCAGUAA